CGUGGCAAAACCAAAGUAAAAUGCAUUUGACAUAAAUUUCGUUGAUGGGUAAUCUGUGUACUUCAUAUUUUAUCCAUUCGUCUAUAACAAUCAAUGGGAAAAGGUACACGAUUGUGAAAGAUAUUGGUGAAGGAGCAUUUUCCUAUGUGCAAUGUUUGCGUGAUAACAGGAGAAAGCUGUAUGCUCUGAAAAGAGUUCGACUUCAACUUCCUGAACAAGAAGAGGCUUUUACAAGAGAAGUUAAUGCUCAUAAUUCAGUCAGUCAUCCAAAUGUGUUGCAACUUAUCGAGUCAGAGGUGUUGCAUCAUAAAGGAGAGAAAGAAGGAAGAAUGCUUUUUCCGUAUUACAAGGAGGGAAGUGUUCAAGAUAUGAUCGAAAAUGCUUUUGGACGAUACUAUCUUCCUGAACUUGAUAUUUUACAUUUGUUCAAAUCAUUAUGUGAUGCCGUUCUUGCAUUUCAUGAAUGUGAACCACCUUUAGCACAUAGAGACAUCAAGCCUCAUAACUUGCUGGUAUUGUCAAAAACUUCGGUUAUAUUAAUGGAUCUUGGCAGUGUUGAUAGAGCAAAACAUAUCAUCACAUCAAGGCAAGAAGCCCUCGCUCUUCAAGAUAAAUGUGCACAGGAAUGCACUGCUGCGUACAGGGCCCCAGAGUUAUUUGACGUGCAAUCUGACUGUGUGAUUGAUGUAAAAACAGAUGUUUGGUCUCUUGGGUGUACAUUAUACGCGAUGGCAUAUGGAAGCAGUCCUUUCAACGGCACAGCAACGGCAGCUUUAAGUGGACAAAUCAAAAUUCCUUCAGACAGUUACUACUCAAUGGAUUUAAAUAAUUUGAUUGUAAGCAUGAUAAAAGUUGAACCGAAGGAGAGACCAACAGUGCGAGGAAUUUUACAACGUUUAGAAAACCUUGCCCCGUCAUCUACGGAAAUCACAGACUUAAUCGACGAUAAUCAAUUUCAAAUGACGAGGACUUAAUUAAUAAUUAAAUACAAUGAUACAACAAAGUACGUACUAAUUAGUUAACUAUUGACAUUGCAUUAUACAUACAGUCAUAACAUCGAAUCUUCUUUGCAGCCUGUUUCGGGGGCGAUGAUUCUCGGACAGGUAAUUUCGCCAAAUUUUAUCCAAUAAUUACGAAAGAAUUUGUAAUAUAGUGAACACAUUAAUAAUGUUAACACUGAUUCAGGUUUCAUGCUAAUAUAUUCAGUAUUUACAACCCAAACCAUAAAAAAGGUGUGAGAUCU
Dendronephthya gigantea is the source of this 1243-nucleotide messenger RNA. Its product is annotated as probable serine/threonine-protein kinase DDB_G0291350. The record is from RefSeq and is a predicted model, not a curated record. The transcript is spliced from 10 exons. NCBI's taxonomy places the organism in Eukaryota, Metazoa, Cnidaria, Anthozoa, Malacalcyonacea, Nephtheidae. The coding region runs from base 45 to 974 and encodes 309 amino acids. Gene Ontology annotation, biological process: protein phosphorylation. Gene Ontology annotation, molecular function: protein serine/threonine kinase activity; ATP binding. Gene Ontology annotation, cellular component: Golgi apparatus; cytoplasm.